Mastomys coucha (southern multimammate mouse) is the source of this 1784-nucleotide messenger RNA. RefSeq names its product tear acid lipase-like protein. Gene Ontology annotation, cellular component: intracellular membrane-bounded organelle. The transcript is spliced from 9 exons. Gene Ontology annotation, biological process: sterol metabolic process. Gene Ontology annotation, molecular function: sterol ester esterase activity. The record is from RefSeq and is a predicted model, not a curated record. The coding region runs from base 2 to 1201 and encodes 399 amino acids. Lineage: Eukaryota; Metazoa; Chordata; Mammalia; Rodentia; Muridae.
AAUGCUGUGGCUACUGAGAACAAUGUGCCUUAUCCAUGUAUUUGGAAACAUAUUUUGUUUAUUUGGGCCAGACAAGAAUCCUGAAGUUAAAAUGAAUGUUAGUGAGAUUAUUGAAUACUGGGGAUAUCCAAGCGAAGAGUAUGAGGUUGUGACUGAUGAUGGUUACAUUCUUCCAAUCGACCGAAUUCGUCAUGGGAAGGAUAAUGCUGAUAGCUCAGCUCCAAAGACGGUAGUAUUUUGUCUCCAUGGCUUGUUUUCAACUGCUGGUGUGUGGGUUUUAAAUCCACCAGACAACAGCCUGGCCUUCAUCCUAGCAGAUGCUGGGUAUGAUGUGUGGUUGGGCAGCAGCAGAGGAAGUACCUGGGCAAAGAAACACGUGACCCUCAACACAGACUCUAAAGAAUACUGGGCUUUUAGUUAUGAUCAAAUGAUAAAACAUGACCUUCCAGCCACCAUUGAUUUCAUUCUGAAGAAAACAGGACAAAAGCAGAUUUACUAUAUUGGCCAUUCUCAAGGAACCCUUAUUGCUCUGGGGGCAUUUGCAACAAAUCAAGAACUGGCUGAAAAGAUUAAACUCAGCAUUUUAAUAGCUCCAGUUCGUACUGUUAAACAUGUCAAAGGUUCUGGGCGCCUUCCAGCUUAUUACACUCCAACAGCUUUCAAGCUUGCUUUUGGCGAAAAAGAAUUUUUACCUACCGUAGUUUUCAGUAAGUUGUCUAAACAUGUAUGCGAUAUUAACUUGGUCGAUGUCGGAUGCGCUGCUCUACUGGGCUCACUGAAUGGAUAUGCUGUAGAGCAGUUAAAUCUGAGCCGAGUGGAUAUGUACGUAACACACAGUCUAGCAGGAACAUCAGUUCAAAUUCUCAUACAUUAUGGUCAGGCAAUUAGAAGUGGUGUAUUUCAGGCUUAUGAUUGGGGAAGUCCAUCUCUGAAUAUGCAACACUAUAAUCAGACUACUCCUCCUGUAUACAAUGUGGAAGACGUGAAGGUUCCAAUCGCCAUGUUUACUGGUUUAAAAGAUUAUUUGUCUAACCCAGAAGAUGUUGCAAAUUUGGUACCCAAAAUCUCCAACCUCAUAUACCAUAAAACUAUUUCUGAUUUUAGCCAUCUUGAUUUUAUAGCGGGAUUAAAUGCUAGGAAAGAGGUUUCUGAGGAAAUUCUAACAAUUAUUAGGAAGUUUGAUGGUGAUGGAAAGCUUUAGCUUUUUGCAUGUUUUUAAACAUUUCUUAAAGUCUCUUCCUUUUAUAAGUGCAAAUGUUUUCUUGCUAGGCAUUUUUCUCCUUAAUUUUCUUUUUAAAAAAGCUAUUGGUUCAUUUGUUGGAUCACUUGCAUUAGUGAAAUUUAUGACUAUCAAGAUAAUACUUUGUCUUGUGACUGUUUUUAAUUAAUCUAGGUUUAUAUAUUUUUGGCAUGAUUGUUCCUGAAGAAAAGGCUUACUUUUAAUUUACAGUACUGAAACCCUAAAAUACUGAUAAAGGAAGAUCCUGGCCCAUACUGUGAUAUCAGAUAGGAUGCUGUCUGAAGAACAGAUCAUAACACGUUUUAUACUUUAGAACCAAGGCUCUAGAAGGACAAUCAAUCUUGUUGCUUAGACUCCACAAGUCUUAGUCACUAGUGUCAUUGUAAACCUCCCCUGUCACACCACCUCUGUGGACCAGGCACUGUUUGAGUAAGUCACUUAUGUCAGUGCUCUCUGCCAUGAUGGAAGAGGAAAUAUUUAAGGUGAUAUGAGAUAUUAAAAAUUAUUCACAGGAUUCAUCAUUCCUUGAAGCCCCUGAAUAAUA